Messenger RNA from Fusarium oxysporum Fo47, 1254 nucleotides. RefSeq names its product adenosine deaminase family protein. NCBI's taxonomy places the organism in Eukaryota, Fungi, Ascomycota, Sordariomycetes, Hypocreales, Nectriaceae. The transcript is spliced from 2 exons. The coding region runs from base 54 to 1196 and encodes 380 amino acids. Gene Ontology annotation, cellular component: cytosol. The record is from RefSeq and is a predicted model, not a curated record. Gene Ontology annotation, molecular function: adenine deaminase activity. Gene Ontology annotation, biological process: adenine catabolic process; purine ribonucleoside monophosphate biosynthetic process; hypoxanthine salvage.
CAUCAGUUCCCUAUCCUUCUCAGUAAGAAGAAUAACUCCCAAAACUCAUCACGAUGGAGUUCGCCAUGCCCCUCGAGGAGCGUCUGUCGCUCCGUCAAGAACUCAUAGACUCGGACGACAAGUUCAUCCUUCACCUUCCAAAAGUUGAACUCCACGUCCAUAUCGAAGGGACUUUGACUCCCGAGCUUCGCUGGAAACUCGCCAAGCGCAACAAUCAGACCCUUAAGCUCGAGCGCACUGGCACUGUAUACACCAAUCUUGAGCAGCUCAGAGCCUCGUACUAUAUCAUGGAGGCCCGUCCAGGUCAUCAGAUCGAUAACGCGGAAGAGAGCUUCACCUUCUUUGAGGCUUACUAUGGAGGGUUUGAAGUUCUUGUUACUGAAGAGGACUUUUAUGACCUUGCGAUGAAUUAUUUUGAGCAUGUUGCUGGUAUGAAUGUGAGGUACUGUGAGCCGUUUUUUGAUCCGCAGGGUCAUACUCGCCGUGGAGUUGCGUUUAAGACUGUUAUGGAUGGCUUCCGUCGGGCGCAGGAAGAGGCCGAACAGCUAUUGAACGUCAAGUCGAAGUGGAUCAUGUGCUUCCUGCGCGACAUGUCACCAGAGUCAGCCAUGGAGACCUACAAUGCUGUUCUGCCCUACCGCGAUAUGGUCGUCGGAAUCGGUCUUGAUUCGGAUGAGAACGAUCGCCCUCCUCUGAUGUUCGAAGAAGUAUACAAGAAAGCCAGAAACGACGGCUUCCGCAUUACUGCGCACUGCGAUGUCGGCAACAAAGACGCGCAUAAACAUAUCCGUGAAGUCGUCAAUGACCUUGGUGAAACUGGAGCAGAUCGUCUCGACCACGGCAUCAACGCCGCACAGGAUCCGGAAAUCAUGCGUCGCAUCAAGGAAAGGGGCAUUGGGAUGACGCUCACGCCUUGGGGAUAUCUUCGCCACGAGCCUGUUGAUGAGAUCUUCCCCAGAAUUCGUAUCUUGUUCGACGCUGGUAUCCCUAUUGCUAUCGGGAGCGAUGAUCCAGCUUAUAUGGAAGAUACGUGGAUCUUGCAUGAUUGGCUUCUGGUCAAGAAGAUGUGCGAGUUUAGUAAUGAUGAUAUGGCGGCCUUGGCGAAGAGUGCUAUUGAUAUGUGCUGGGCUUCGGAUGAAGUGAAGGACGAGAUGAGAAGGGAGCUUAAGGAAGUUGUGGCGAAGCACUCAAUAUGAGUAUCUGCUUUGUCAAGCGAGGUACGAUGCAACUUGAUGAAACUCGGUGGUACUGUAA